GCGACCAUCCCCAGUUGAAGAGAGAUGGUCGCCCUCUAAACUUUCAGGACCGAAAGACCCUUAUACCUUCCGAAGCACUUUCCUUAUUAAUUUUCCUUCACAAAAUUUAUUUUUUUCGAUUAUUUUUGUUUAAUAAUGCCUUCAACUUUCUUUUAUUAAUUUAUUCUUUAACAAUUCAGUUUAAGAAAAUAAUUAAAUUAAAAAUUAAAAUUUCUUAAAUUUAAACUUUAUCUAAUAAAAUUUAACUACGUCAGCAAGCAGUACAGUAAUAUUAAUUCCUGGCCAAAAACGUCCCCAACAAAACAAUAAAAACAAUAAACUUUUAUUUUCCUUCCCAACAUUUUGUCAAAAAUUGCUAAAUAAUAUUAACUGCACUAGUAAAAGUGGCCUUGAAAGCCUCGUUAAAAAUAGUGCCCUAAAACUGGCUGAAACAAAUUUGCUUCAGCAAGCGGCGGCCACCCAAGGCGGCUUGGUUGGCUUACAAACAGCAGCGGCGGCGGCUGUAGCAGCAGCACAGGCUCAUCAACACCAGCAGCAACAAGAAAUUGCUGCGAAAAGAAUUCGAUUCGCGUGCCCUCAGUUAAUACCUGCUGUUGGCGGCGGGGCAAUUGUCUCCUCCUCAGCACCUGCUUUGAUACCGAUAGUAAAUCAUCAACAAUUAAUCCAGCCUCCACCAAAUAACAAUACAAAUUCAAUUAUUCAACAACAACAACAAAUGUUGAGUACUUUCCAUCAUCAUCAACAAGUUGCUGCAAUGGCUGCUGCAGCUGCAGCAGCAGCAGCUAAUAAUCAUAAUAAUAAUUUACAAACAUCGCCUAAAGAUGAAAAUGGAAUUCCAAUUAAUGAGAAUGGAAGAAAUGAACGGAUUAAUGGGACUGGAGGGGGAGAAUUGAUUAACGAUUAUGCUCGUUAUGGGGAUCCUACAAAAUUUUCAACAAAUCCUGAUGGAAAUCGUUUGAUACAAACAAUGAAUGGAGGACCUAUUUCUCAAAGCUACCAAGAUUUAUCUAGCGGUGUUCAAAACCAGCCUAAUUCAAUUUUGCGUAUAAUAAUUGAAUGUAUGCUUUACCCGGUUACUUUAGAUGUUCUUUUUAUGAUAUUUUCUCGUUUUGGAAAAGUCCUUCGCAUAAUUACUUUUAACAAAAAUAAUUCAUUUCAAGCCUUAAUUCAAUUAAGUGAAUCAAGUGCUGCAAUGAAUGCAAAAAGUUCCUUGGAUGGUUUAAAUAUUUAUAAUGGAUGUUGCACUUUGCGUAUUGAAUUUAGUAAAUUAAACACUUUAAACGUAAAAUAUAAUAAUGACAAAAGUCGUGAUUAUACAAAUCCAAAUUUGCCUUCCGGCGAAUUAACCUACGAACAAAAAUUACAAUUAAUUUUACAAAAUACCCAAUUAACUGGGGGGCAUCACCAACAACAACAAAUUGGGGCGCUCUUUCCUUUCGGGGCUGCUGCAGCUGCGGCUGUAGCUGCACAACAAUUGGCAGCUAAUGUUAAUACUUCUAAUGGAACUGCUAAUACACAAUUUCCAUUUAAUGGGCAAAUGGCUUUACAGCCAAAUAAUGGUUAA
This is a messenger RNA of Meloidogyne enterolobii, 1564 nucleotides long. The record is from the annotation of a GenBank genome assembly. NCBI's taxonomy places the organism in Eukaryota, Metazoa, Nematoda, Chromadorea, Rhabditida, Meloidogynidae.